Molecule: messenger RNA, 1017 nt
Organism: Porites lobata
Lineage: Eukaryota; Metazoa; Cnidaria; Anthozoa; Scleractinia; Poritidae
Source: the annotation of a GenBank genome assembly
AUGGCAGCUUCCAAGCCUAAAAGAUCAGUCAAACAACCACUCAAUCCAGAUUUUGUGUAUGACUUUCCUGCUGUGGUUUUUCCUACUGAUUUUGAUCCAAAUGCGACUCCCUCGGCAGCCGCUCAGUCGGCUGCACAGGUUCCAGCGACAACGCCAGCUGUGACGGGCGCUGUGGCAAAGAAGAAAUCUACAAAAUCCGCCAACAUUCAAGACCAAUUGGAGUUGGAGUGGUUAAAACAGCAAAACCUUCAACUGGAUUUAAAGCUUCUUUCACAGAAAGAAAAACUCGGCGCAGAAGCACUCCAAACAACACAAGACAAAAUGUCAGCUGAUGCACGUGGUCAACUUAUGCACGACCAGUUGCAAGAAAAAAUCCUUGCAUCGCUCAUGAAUGAACUGACCCCACCGUCGCGAGAGGAGCAGAAUCAGCUAGCACAUCCCAACUUUCCGGUUAUGCAGCAGCCCAAAGCAAGUGCUAAAGGGCACACUGUUUUCUCCGCAAAAGGUACGUUGGAUUAUGAUAAAAUUGACAUUUCAGAAUUUGUGUUUGCCUUUCUUGAGUUUGUUCAACAACAGCAGCAAUCACAACACCAACAUCUGCUUCAGUUUCUCCAGUUGCUUAUGGAAAAAGCUAUGAACUACUCCUGGCUGAGUGUUCGAAAUUUUAAUUUGUCUAUUAACCAAGUAGGCUUACCUGGGGUCAAAUGGAUGUCAUUCAAGCUCGAUCGAAUACUUUCUUUUACAGUCAUGCUGAUCUUUGUUCCAGUCAGAAUACAGGCUCCAAGUUUUCAGGUCCACGCCAGCAACGUGACCCCCCUCGGAGAGAGCAGAAAGAUAUGUAUUGUACUGACUGGAAUUAUAUCGCCAAAUGCUCUUGUAACAUCACUGACCCAGAGUACAAGAACAUGCAUCACUGCAGAGUAUGUGCUUCUGAUCAGUAUCCCAUGCUCCAUUGUGCUAAACGGAGAUAUCCUAUUCCAACUAACAAAUCUGCUCAGCAAAGGCCACAAUGACUAG